This is a messenger RNA of Diospyros lotus (date-plum), 1749 nucleotides long. RefSeq lists its product as uncharacterized. The transcript has 8 exons. NCBI's taxonomy places the organism in Eukaryota, Viridiplantae, Streptophyta, Magnoliopsida, Ericales, Ebenaceae. The record is from RefSeq and is a predicted model, not a curated record. Bases 315 to 1493 code for a protein of 392 amino acids.
GAGCACCAGCGUCCUUACCUCAAGACUUAGUUGGGCUAAGCCUGAGGCUGCACUGGAAACGUAGUCCGAGCUAGCUCUAGAGAGAGAGAGAGAGUGGACGUUGUACUCGAAGCUCCAGAAGUUGAUUAUUGGCGUGACUAGAGCCCUUCCUAGAUGCUUAUUGCCUACAGAGCGCUAAACAACAAACGAGGGUUAGUUUAGACGCAAGAAAAAAUUCAUUCCAAAUCCUAAAUUUGAAAUUUGGGGUUUGCUAUUUCCCAAGAUCAAGUACCCGCCCAUUGCAAAUCCCAAUCCGAAUGAACUGAAGCACAACAAUGUCCACCUCCUCACCUUUUCAUCACGAUCUCAUCGCAUUAUCUGAACCAAUCCGAGAAUCCCUACUGAAAGCACAGUACAAUCCGGCAGAAGAUGGCUCGAACGUGUCGGUGAAGUCCAUGCUGGAGUCCCUUCUUCCCCAACCCAACUCCCCUGCCAACCCCAUUAAAGACUUCACUCUAUGCUGCGCGGCAUUAGCUUCUGCUUCAGGCUCCGCCUCUCAACACCUGUCCUGGAUCCCCAUUUCUCUCUCCGCUGCCGCCGACUCUGCCUUUCGAGGCCUCUCCAAUGUUUUUUCCCGCAGCUUCGUUGGUAAAUUGGGCGAUGAUUUCGGGUUGACGCCGUCGGAUGAGGAGAAAUUGGUGGGUGAAUUGAUGCCUCAAGUGUUGCCUUCAUUGAAAUCCACCAUUAAGGAGAGUUCAAUCGAUAAGUCUGAUGAUGGUGAUCAAAUAUCGGCAGCUGUGGCCAGGUCUCCCGUUGCCUACGCCGUUGUGGCUGCCUAUCAGUUUAGGUGGUUUGUCACCCAGGUCAGCUACCCUCAUCUUGGAAAAUUGUGCUCUUUGGUGAUUCCUUGUGCAUUAACAGCUCUUGAUCACUGGUCCCCGGAGGUGAAAGGGCAGGGAAUGAUUAGCUUUAUACAUCUUGCAAAAAAUGUGAAUGCUGCUGAGCUUAGUUGGUAUGAAGAUGUAAUUCUUGAUGCAUGCUGUCAAAAUAUUGCUUGUAGUGAUGAGAUAUGGCACCUUGUGGUUGAGAUGUCUGUAGCUCUGCUAUCAUGUAUCCAACGAAGUAAUCCUCGAAGCUCAUGGAUUGAAAGGAUCCUUAGUGAGAUGUUGAGUCACUUGGAGCGCCAACCAAGAAAUAAGGAGUGUCGUAUUGCUUGGCUGAAGCAUAUUGGGCAACUCUUCAAUGUUGCAGGUCUUGUAUUGCUAGCUCAUUUCAGACGGAUAUUUCCACUUUUCUUUAAGUGGAUGCAUGCUGAUGAUGAUGAAACCAUUUUGCUGGUUCUUGAACAGGUCCAUAUGGUUGUAAAGUUAACUUGGAUAAGGAACACACCGUAUAUCGAAAGAUUGAUAGAUGAGCUAGCUGCGUUGCACAAGGAGGCAGCACUCAAAGUUCGUCGUGAAGAAAUUAGGCGAUAUAUUUUUCAUAUACUAAUCCUGAUUCAGCAUUUUGUUUGAUUUUUCUCAUGUGAAAUAUGAAGAUGCAAAGGCCCACAGUUUGAAGGAGCUUGGGACAAGCAUAAAGAAGACCCCAACUUGAGAGCUCUCAGAGACUCCUUGAGUGGAACAAAUGUUACCGGGAUAUGAUUUUCUGUGGCUCUUCCAGAUGUAGUAAGUAAAGAUAUUUUGUCGAGGGAAGGAAGAACAGAAUGAGAAAUGGAAUUACUUGUAGUACGGGUGAUCAAAUCAGAAAGUAAAUUCCUUUUUGCAAAAA